Molecule: messenger RNA, 2832 nt
Organism: Daucus carota subsp. sativus
Lineage: Eukaryota; Viridiplantae; Streptophyta; Magnoliopsida; Apiales; Apiaceae
Exons: 1
Coding region: 1-2832 (943 amino acids)
Molecular function (GO): RNA-DNA hybrid ribonuclease activity; nucleic acid binding
Source: RefSeq, a predicted model, not a curated record
AUGAACUCUCUCGCAGCGGAUAAAGCUCCAGGUCCAGAUGGUUUCAAUAUCAGAAGCAUCAAGUUUUUAUGGCCUUUGAUAAAAGACAAAGUAAUAAGCUUUAUUCAGGAUUUUGGAGAAAUGUCUAAGUUGCCAGCAGGGGUAAAUUCUUCUUUUAUUGUUUUAAUCCCCAAAGUUUUAAAUCCUUCCUUAAUCAAGGAUUUUCGGCCUAUCAGUCUUAUCAACUCAUCUAUGAAGAUCUUAAUGAAAGUGUUAGCAACUAGAUUGGGAGUUUUUAUGGAAGAGCUAGUGAGAGACAGUCAAACAGGUUUCAUGAAGAACAGGCAGGCAACUGAGAGUAUUUUAAUAGUUAAGGAGGUUGCACAUUCCAUUCAGUCAGGGAGGGGUAAAGGUUUCAUCUUAAAACUAGAUUUCGAGAAGGCUUUCGACUCAGUGAAUUGGGAUUUUUUGUUCUCAACCCUUGAAGCAAUGAACUUUGAUCAAAAAUGGAUAAGGUGGAUUAAGUCGAUCCUAGAAUCUUCACGAAUCUCAGUUUUGGUAAAUGGCUCUCCCUCUAAGGAAUUCUCUCCAGGAAAAGGGCUUAGGCAAGGGGAUCCGCUUUCACCUCUGUUGUUCAACAUUGUGGGAGAAGUUCUAAAUUCCUUGAUGGACAAGGCUGCAUCCACAGGAAUAUUCAAAGGUUUUUCUUUUGGUGAGGACUCCAAAGAAAUAACUCACUUACAGUAUGCGGAUGAUACGAUUGUGUUUUUAGAUGGGACAGUGGACUCUGCUAGGGGGGUGAAGAAGGUGCUUCAAUGUUUUCAAGUUCUUACAGGUUUAAAAAUCAACUACUGCAAAAGUGAAAUUUUCUCAGCCAGCCUAUCUGGAGUAAGCUUGAAAGUUUGUGCCGAUAUUCUGGGUUGCCAGAUAGGUAAAUGGCCAAUGACAUACUUGGGGAUGCCAGUAGGAUGCUCCUCACGUAAGGCAAGUUUUUGGGAACCUUUGCUAGCAAAAUUAGAACACAAACUGGCUAGGUGGAAAGCAGAGGCCCUUAACCAAGCUGGCAGAUUGACACUUCUUAAGUCAGUAGUUGAUAGCCUCCCUAUUUACUGGAUGAAUCUUCAUUUGAUGCCAGUUUCAGUAACAAGGAAAAUAGAGAAGAUUAGAAGAGAUUUUCUCUGGGGUAAUGUAGGCACAAAAUAUCAAAAGAGCAGAAAACUCCACUCGGUAGCAUGGACAAAAGUUUGUAGACCUAAAAACCAAGGUGGGCUAGGUAUCUCUUGUAUAAGGGCAAGGAAUUUAGCUCUGCUGGGAAAAUGGUGCUACAGAUGGGAAAAGGAGAGAUCUAGGUCCUGGAACUGUUGGAUUAGGAGUAAAUACAGAUGUUCCAAACAUGAGAAAUUGAGUGAGUUGCAAUCAGCAAAAGGAAUCUCUGAAUGUUUAAAGUCAAUCAAAACGGUUUCAGAGCAUCCUAUUUUAAAAGACAAAAUUUCAAGUAGGAGCUUCAAAUGGAAACUGAAGAAUGGCAAGUCAGUGCUGUUUUGGGAAGACAGGUGGUUUGAGAAUAAGAUUCUGAAAGACGUCUUCAAAAGAUUGUAUCAUCUGUCCAACCUCAAGGAUAUAACAGUUCAUGACAUGGUGGAUUGUUGGAGGAACAGCAAGGAGAACAGUGGUUUUGACAAGUGGACAAGAAAGCUAAGGCAAUGGGAAUUAGAAGAGGAGGGAAAAUUGGAAGCUAUAAUUCAGAGUAUCAUUUUCCUCAAGGGAGAGGAUGAACUCCUCUGGUCUGAAAAUCUGAAGUCAUACUUAGUUAGCUCCAUGACCUUGCAAUUUUCAGGCCAAAGUGAAGAGGUGGAAUGGAGUUUUAUUUGGAAAAUUAAAAUUCCACAUAAAAUCAAGCUCUUCCUGUGGAAGGUCCAGAUGAAUAUUCUGCACACAAAAGGUUUUUUGGUAUCUAGAAAUAUUCUAGAUCCUCUCGAGGCUCAUUGUCCUAUAUGCAGAAAGGUUGUAGAGACUACAGAUCAUCUGUUUUUGGAAUGCAGGUUGGCUAGAGCUGCAUGGAAAUAUCUUUUUGAAUGGUGGCAAAUAAAUCCAAUUCCUCACCAUGAAUGCAGCUUUAUGAGUCUGUGGAAACAACACAAACAAUUCCCAUCAAAGAAGGCAAAACAAGUAUGGAAACUCUCAGUUAGUGCUGCUCUAUGGUGCAUAUGGCUGGUCAGAAACAGAACCAUCUUUGAUAAUAAGGAAACUACAGAGACUCUUUUAGGAAGUCUUAUAAAGCAUCAAGCAAAAGAAUGGUGCUUGGCUUUUAACUUAAUUCACAUUAAGGCUGCAGAAUGGUGGCAAUGCAACCCUAUGGGAUCAUUAACCUUUUCAGAGAGAGUUCAAGUAAAGAUUCUCAAAGACUCUGCAAGUGAUCUCAGUGCCUUCAUUGAUGGUUCUUUCAAACGCAAGGGACAGACCUCCAUAUCUGGUAUUGGAGGUAUUAUUUUUAAUAAGAAAAAUGAGAUUAUUUUCUCAUUUUCAGGACCCUCCUUAGCUGAUGGUCCCUACUCAGCAGAGUGGCAGGCUUUUUGUUUCUUAUUGAAUGCUUUCAGUAUUUCUUCCUGGAGAAGUCAUGCUAUAACAGUAUUUUCAGACAGCAAGAUUUUGGUGAAUAAUGUGCUAGAAAUUUUUUCGUCAGGCAGUCAUGGGAACCUGAGGGAUUUCUCUAAAAAUAUUAAGUGGGAUAAUUUUUCUAUCAGAUUAAUUCCGAGUGAUUUAAAUGGUGAGGCUGAUUAUCUGGCAAAAAAGGGAGCACAAUGUAAAAAAGUUAACUCUUAUUGGGUCUUUCCCAGAAGCCCAGUUUCUUAG